This is a messenger RNA of Fonsecaea erecta, 582 nucleotides long. RefSeq lists its product as hypothetical. The record is from RefSeq and is a predicted model, not a curated record. NCBI's taxonomy places the organism in Eukaryota, Fungi, Ascomycota, Eurotiomycetes, Chaetothyriales, Herpotrichiellaceae. The transcript has a single exon. The coding region runs from base 1 to 582 and encodes 193 amino acids.
AUGGAACCCUUUCUGCUCUCUGUUUUCUUUAUGUUUCUGGUCCUUAGUAAUGCCACGGCAAUUCCCUGGCCUGCCAGUGGUGUCGAUCCUCUUGUCAGCUUGGUGGCCCGCAAUGAAACCUCUGGCUCAGCUGCUUCCACCAACGAUCUCACCUUCAAUAUCAGUCCCAAUCCAAUCGGCCCACCGUGCGGAAUGACCUGGGAAGUCAACAUCAAUGUCGAGUCUCGUGGCUCCGUCGGCGACACCAGCACCUCCUGCAACGCUUUGUACAACUAUGUCACCUUACCCUCGUCGUCCGUUCCCCAGACCAUCAGCAAGGACGUCAACUUCGUCUAUCUCUGUCCUGACACUCUCACACCGAUCAGCGCCGAGGGGUACGGUUACCGCGACAUCAAAUUCAUCGUGAAAGGGCCGGCCGAUUUCCCUGGUGACCAAAACACAUUCUUGGCUCAAUUGCAGGUCUUGAACAUCGAUGACAGUCCGGAGACCAAUAUGAACCUGCCGGUCGAGAUUGGAUACGCCAUCACCGACAAUGCCGAUCCGUUGAAGCAGCUCACCAUGCAGUACAUCUACUGUGGGUGA